This is a messenger RNA of Anarrhichthys ocellatus (wolf-eel), 7524 nucleotides long. RefSeq names its product neuron navigator 3-like. Gene Ontology annotation, biological process: nervous system development; neurogenesis. NCBI's taxonomy places the organism in Eukaryota, Metazoa, Chordata, Actinopteri, Perciformes, Anarhichadidae. The transcript is spliced from 5 exons. The coding region runs from base 5802 to 7289 and encodes 495 amino acids. The record is from RefSeq and is a predicted model, not a curated record.
UGUGUGUGUGUGUGUGUGUGUGUGUGUGUGUGUGUGUAGGGGAAGAACAGAAACCGUGCAUUUCAAAGUUUUGCAUGUGACACAGAUAGUUAUGGUGGUUGGAGAAAGGACGUCUUUGUUGUGGCUCUUCUGUUUCUCUCUCUGAGAUCUCUAGCUAGCUGUGUGUACAGUUAGUGAUUUAUUAUGGUCCCUGAUGCGAGCAUCCACCAAACGCAAUGACACACCGUUAAAAGUUGUGAUCCAAGGCCUGAUUUAUUCGAUGUCUUUAUGUAUGUUUGACCAACUUACACGCUGUUGAACAAACCUAUAUUUUUGCUUUUUUUUCCGUUGCUGUAUUCAUUGACCAUCAGUGGUGAUGUUUCUCAUAUUGUGGGUGUGGUGAAGUCAUUCUAGACUGCAUGAUAGACUAAGAUCCAUAGAGAGUGAAUGAACUUAAGCAGACUUCAGUGUGAACAUCACUAGCAAACACAGGAAGUUCCUAAAGAAAUACUUUACUUGAGACAGAAGGACAUGAAUCACUAAUGAGAAGGAUCUUGAAGAAAAGAACGAAGGUAUUUGGCUUUUAUUCAACCUUGGUGUUGUCUUUAGUUCAGAGUUAACAUCUCUGUUGUAGAUAAAGGUGAUUCAUUCGUUGGAUUAUUAUCAGCCCACUCAUUCAGCCUCCUAUUUACUGUCAACCAAGCAGCAGCAAAAAGCCUCUCCCUUGGUUCCAGCUUUGAGAAGCAGUUGUUUCUUUGUACACAAAUGAUUGAACUAUGGAACGAUCAAAGGAUGGAGGAAAUAGGAAUUCAUUCGCAAGGUGUUUUGUUUUUUAUUUUGAAUUCCUCCACUUUCAUGUUGCUGCCAAUAUAUUUUUAUUCAUCCACGUGUUUUUUUCUCAGCUAAAAGCAUUAGUAACUGUUCAUAGAGUUAGGAUUUUGACAAUAAUGAUACAUAUUCUAAAUGAAGUGUUAGACGCUCAUGAAUACAUAUGGGUCCCGGUGUCUUCAAAUACCAUUACAUAUGAGCGUUACGUAAGAAGUCCCUUUGAGUACGAAUUGCAUUCCCCCAUCUGUGGACGUCCCAUCUCCACUCCCUUCAACACCAUUCCUCCCAAAUAUUUAUCAACCCUCCUCAUCAUAAUCUCAUUAAUCUCCAUGAAACGGAGUAAUCACCGACAUUAUUCCUUUUGGUUUCGUGCUGCUAAUAGCAUUUCGUCCUCUGGGUCUUUGAAAAGAAACAAGACCAAGCCUGUUGAAUAUUGCAUGAGGGGAUGCCUGCGCGGUUGAGUGGAGCCACAGCAGUGUGUUCAUAGCACGGGAGCAGCAGGCGCAAAUCAGGGAUUUGCAAUAGAAUCUGCAAAGAAAUGCAAACAUUUGGAAGGGCAGACAUCUGUUUCCAACCUCAUUCAAUUCACUUUUUUUUCCGAAGUCCCCAUCUACUAGGUAGCUGCCUUUGGCUGGUGAGAAGCUCUGCUCCGGCUUUUUGGUGUUACGCCCCAGAUUUCCCCAACAAGUUGAGGGUUUUGAAAAUCAGGCCAUUGCUUUUUAUAGCUCUAGUUAUCAUACAAUUCCAUACCACCUCUGUUUUACACCAACCGACAAAAGGUCGGUCGCGUAUGUAGGGCGUUACGAUCCAAGGCAUCGCAGUCCUCUAAUGAAAAGAACUUUCACAAUGGAAAUACAGUGUGUUUUGUAUACUGUGACUUGUUUGGUGCCAUCUGUGCAGCUCACUGCCUCGCAUGUGAAUACGGGAGCGAAGGCAACGUUCUCCUCAGUGGCCUCCUCUCAAGCAUUCCGCUCUGUACAUCGUCGCUCAUUGUUAAUUUAAGAAGAUAUGACACAAAAGUCCGGCUCCCGAAGGAGAUGUUGUGAUGCGUGUGCAGGUCUGAGGGGAGGAGCUUGCCUAGCCACUGGGUUUCUGCUCUGUCGGAGCUGAUCCAGGGAGUCGGCCCGAUGAAAUAUUCAGCCCGUUACAGUCAGGCGGGUUUCUUAGGAGGAGGAAGCGCAAUUUAUUUUUUGUUGCUCUUGUUCUUGUAUCAACCCCCUUUUUUACAUCAGGAAAACUCCACAGAGCACGGAUGCUCCUCCUCAGCGUCGGUCCCCAGUUCCCAUCGACAAAGACGAACACAGUCCUCCAUUACUGUUAGCUUAGAAGCUCCGCUGGAGCAGCCCGGGCACUGAGGGGUGCAAUAGUGAAGCUUUUUCCCUGCCCUAUCAGCAGGGUUUAUGGGGUGGCUGAUCAAUAUUGAUGACUCAGCUAUUACCACGCUAUGUGUUUUUCAGAAAUCCUUUUCUCUAGUUUGAGAUUCAUGCAAGCGUCAUAUUCUAUUUUAAUAAAAUCUUAAGUAUUGUAACGUUAACGUGGCACAUUGAAAGCCUUUCUCCGUCUUGAUAAAGGACUGUGGACAACAAUGUCAUAUUAAUAAUAAUAAAUGAUAAUCAAGAUGGAGUACUUGAAGCUCCUUUCAUUGCCUUCCCCCACAGCACCUCAAUGGUUGCUGUGGGAAGCCAGUCAUGUACUUGUAUGUUAACCUCUAGCUCUGAGGCUAAUAUGUUCACAACUUCACCUAUGUCCAUUGUUUGCAUUCAUCAUUCAGCAAGUUCUGCUUUUUUAUCUUGCUCCAUUAUACUAACGGUGCAUGUCUGUUAAUUAACAGAAACGUGCCUGAAGAAUUCCAUUGACAGAAGUGAACGCAAAAAGCUACGGGGCGUCUUUACUUUGUGACGAGGACUCCAAGUGCUCUCCGCUGUGACUCAUCGUGUUAAUUAAUUGGGAAUUACCCACCACGUAGUUAGAAUCAUAUUACCCACAGGUCUCCGGCUGAUUCGCCAAGAAAGAGGAUUUUCAAUAUUGUAUUAGAGAGACCACCUGAGGAGGAAGGAGACUACACUCCUGUUUAGAUAAAACUGGAAGUCAGUGAGCUCCUUUGCUGCCAUCUGCCUCUGCUCCGCAUGUUACGACGAUAGGCGAACCAUCCUCUGAACGCUGUUUCGCCAUUCUCCUUUCUGUACCACCCAAGCAAAUGUGCGGCACGUCUUGUUAUCAAGUCCAAUUUGUCUCGGUUUGGGGGAAAUUAAUGUCGAUGUGGAAAAAGUGAACAUUUUAAAAAGCCGCUUGAAUGAUAUUUGAGAUCUGCAAUUAGGCAUAAGGAGCAAUCGGUGCUUGUAAAAAGACCAUCUGUGUCUUUGAUCUCUCCUGAUUGUCAUCUCUAAAGCAAGUUUCUCUCUGAGAAUUUGAUGUUUAGGAGCUUUUUCUUUUUUCUACAACAAAUGAAUAUAAUAGUCUGUAGAGACGGGGCUUUCUCUAUGUCUGUUCUGGAGUGCAGCCAAGUCACUUUGGACUGCUUCAUUUUGUUGGGAGCUUUAAAUUCCGCCCCCCACACACACACACACACACACACACACUGUCUUGGCACGCGCCGAAGGCUUGUCUCAGAGGACUCUGCAGAGUGCACUGCAACUCCCCCGUCGCUGUAAAGCUGAGCAAUCUUUGAAUCAGAUCGUCAAGGUGACCUGGCAACCGCCAAAGCUCAAAGACCCCCCCGGCGAAAGACCGCGCGUUUAACCUCGACACUCGAAGUAUGUUCCUCCGCUCGCCGUGGCCUUCUUUAAAACAGUUCUUCACAAGCAGUCGGCUUUCGGUCAACUCAAAGCACAGCCACGUUAUCAGCAUAGACGGGCUUAAGUGCAGAUGAGAGGAACCGAUUAAAGGGAAACAAGCCGGCCGUGUUUCAAAGCCAUCGAUUUCCACGGGCUUUGUUUGCAAAAGAUCGUCGUGUGUAGAAACACUUACUCAAACACACUCGCUUCUGAUAUCAGAGCUCCACUCUCAGCGCUCGGCAGCGGCCUUUUUUUUUUAACUAAAGAACUGCAGUAAAACUGUGGACACACACACACACAACGCUAAAGCUCCGAUUGACAGCGAGGAUGCCAUUUAUUUUAUCGUAUGACAAGCUGCUCUGCUUCUUUUUUUAAUGGCUUUGAAUUGAAGGAAAAUUGAAUCUCAAGAUGAGAGAUCAUGGAUGGUAAAAGGCGAAAUUGGUUAUGAUGCUCAAAAACAUAAAGACAUAUUGCCUGUUGUUUCUUUCACGGUUUCUUCUUUUCGAUACAAAACGUUUUUUUAAUAUAUAUUUUCAUUAGUAUAUAUUUCUUUUUUUCAGCCUAAAAGCCUGCAUAAGAACAUAUACAGAGCUAAAGCUGCAGUUUGUAGUUUUAUGCAGUUGUGACUCGGCCAGAUUUUGGCGGUGAGGAUAAAUGCCGCUCAUUCUGAAUCUGUCAUAAGACCAAAUCAAUUUCACACUGCACCAGUGGGCAACUGGGUUACAAGCUGUCUGCUCUCAGGUGGCAGGUCAAUAGACCACCCGUUCAUUUCUGCAUGUAGACUCAAGCAACAGGCUGCUUUACAUUUUAUGAUCCAGAGUGUUUAUCUUUUUUAUUUCAUGACUGUUAACAUUGUAAUUUAAUAAAAUGAUGCAAUAUAGGUAAUGACAUGUACGUUUUAAGCAUAACAACUCUUAUAGUUAUUGAUUUUCAGAACAAACUUUGGAAAAUCAAUAACGCCAUUAUCUUCCGCUGGAGAACUACUGAACAUGUCCGCAUGUCUCCAGCCCCCCCCCCAUCCCCUCCCUCCAUUGUGAGCCUUUGUAAAGAAUGAGUCAUUAUUCUCUCAUUUUCCGCCUGCCUUCGGGUCCCAUCCUUGCCUGCGAUGAAUUAUAGAUGGUGAGCCCGAAUUGACUGGUUGAUAAAUGUGUAAUUAGCUUCUGGAAGUAGUUUUUAAAUUUUUUUGUUUGAAAAGAUAGUUUCAAACUCGGGGUGUUGUUUGCGAUCCAUCAGACUGGAAAUUCACAUCAGAUGAAAGGAUCUGUUUGUGAAAAAAAACGAGUUGGCUCUUUUGUUAUCUGUCUGUUAUGCCAUUGUGUUAACAGUCAUUUUGUUAGUAUUGAUUGUCAUCUCUCUCUGUGUGUCUGCUGUGCUGCGCAGUCAUUUUUCCUGCUGGAUUUAAAUUAAACUGAAGGAUGUUUUGAUCAGAUUUGUCAUGCAAACUCUCUCUCACACACACACAUAAACCUUUGAGGUGUAUGUGAGCUGUCGCACCUGUGAUGCACGUGUGUGUGUGUGUUCGCUGUUGGAUCCAUAAGCUCCACGUCUAGGGGACUCUUGUCAGCCUUCAACAACAGCUAAAUGAUAACGGUGCCAGUGAAGAUCCUUUUAUUCCUUUGCACAAUAAAAAGCUUAACGAUUAAUGAGCCAACGCCUUUUUUUGUGUGUGUUGGGGGGUUUAGAAAAAAUAACUCUAAUACCCACAAUUCAAUGGGGCCUUAAAAAAGAAGCGCAGCUGUUUGAAGAGACAGAUUAUCUUUUAUUCUGCCAAAACCUUCAGCCAGUGACAUUUAGUAGUUGCAAUAGAGUGAGAAGGUGAAGGUGGCAGAUGUGCCGCACGCUUUGUUAGUAAAGCACAGAGCACCGCUGUGUAAUGUCAGAGGAAAUCGGUCCAUCCUGGUCUGAGAAUGGCUGUCGCCACCGCUGCACGUGCUGAAAUGACUACACGAACUACAAAAAUAACCUCACCGACCUCUGCUCUUCUCCUUCUGCAGUUGGGACGACAGCAGCUCGGUGAGCAGCGGCCUGAGCGACACUCUGGACAACAUCAGUACGGAUGAUCUGAACACGGCCACCUACUCCGCUGACAGCUCAUCGCGCAAAAGCAAAGGAGCGCAGUCCCAGAAAGGAAGCAGGUCCAAACAUGCAGAGCAGGAGGUGAGCAGCAGCUGGGCCGGAGCCGAGGACCUGAAGAAGGUGGAGGAGGAGCUGGAAGCGAGCAUGGACCCCGGCAGCGGCUCCUCCCGCUGGAAGCCCUCCUCGUCCUCCUCGUCAUCCUCUUCCGCUCAAGCCCAGAGUCAGUACGAGGACGCCGGUCAGAAGGCCGCCGCGCUGGCCCAGAUGUCCCAGACGGGCUCGUGGAGGCGGGGCAUGACGGCCCAGGUGGGCAUUACGCCACCCAGGACCAAGGGUACCUCCGCUGCCCACAAAACACCAGGUAAAACUGAUGAUGCUAAGGCCUCGGAGAAGGGCAAGGCGCCUUCCAAGAGUUCAGCAGCCAUCCAGCGCUCACCCUCCGAUGCCGGGAAGAGUAGCGGAGAUGAAGGUAAGAAACCUCCCUCCGGCAUCGGACGCCCACCCACCACUGCGUCUUUUGGAUACAAGAAGAUCCCCGGUGCCAGUGGUACCCUAAUCACCUCCAGCGGGGCAACGCUCGCCAGCGGCUCAGCCACCCUGGGCAAGGCGCCCAAAUCCUCAGCUGCCCUUGGCAAAGGCACAGGCAUCGGUGGUGUGCGCAAGACCAGCUUGGACGGCUCACAGCCCCAGGAUGACGGCAUCCUACUCACCUGCAGCACCUCCAAAGUGACCCUGCAGUACCGCUCUCUGCCCAGACCGGCCAAAUCCUCCAGCGGAGCAGCAGCAGGGCGCGGCGGGCACCGCUCCAGCUCCAGCAGCAUCGACUCGAACGUGAGCGGCAAGUCAGCCGGGGGGGCGGCAGCUGCGGUGGCUGCGGCGACACAAGCGGGCGCCAAGCGCAGGGACGGAAAAGUGGGCUCCGACCGUUCUGACCGCUCCAGUCCCAUCACCAUCAACCAGACGGAUAAGGAGAAAGUGGCGGUGUCAGACCAGGACGCCUCAGCAGGACUAUCCACCUCUCCGAAGUCCAGCCCCACCUCCAGUUCAACCGGUCAAUCAGGCCUCAGGCAGCCGGGCUCCAAGUACCCCGAUAUCGCUUCCCCUACGUUCCGCAGAUUGUUUGGCACCAAAGCCAGCAGCAAGGCCAGCUCUCCGGGCACUCCCGACUCUGGCAAGUGCCCCUCAAUACUUGGCAGCCCCCACAGCACGCUGGCGAGGCAGGCCAGUCUGGACUCGCCCUCCUCUGGCACGGGGAGCCUGGGCAGCGCUUGCGGCCUGAGCGGCGGCAGUAGCCCGCUAUACGGUAAAACCCCAGACCUGUGCACCGACUCCCCGGCGUCCAGCCCGGCCUCUGGCCUCUCCCUGCCCUCCAACGCUCGGCCCUGGCCGGCCUGUAGCUCGUCAGCUGGCAGCAAGGACACACUGAGCUGCCAAAGCAUGACCAGUCUGCACACCAGCUCUGAGUCCAUUGAUCUCCCGCUGGGCCACCACGGGCCCAAGGUUACACGAACCGGCAGUGUCAAGUCCACCCUGUCUGAGGGCAUGCCUCUUGACAGAAACACGCUUCCCAAAAAGGGACUGAGGUACAACACAUCUGCAGCAAGAGCCCAUUCUCAACUGUUAAUCUGUUAAUCACCCACAUAGAUCAUUAGUAUACAUUUGCAUGAAAGUAAUCAUUCUGAUAUCAACUGUACUUUUCACGUUGUUGUAUGUGUGUUGUAUGUGUGGGUGGCACGAUGAAACACCGUCUUUAGCAGUGAUUCCCAACCAGAGUUUCCUGUAAUGGAUGAACAGUUAAAAUAGUUAGCUUAAAGUAAUGAAUAUACGGGUAAAAUAUUUUGCUUAAAGUAAUGAAUAUACGGGUAAA